Microthlaspi erraticum is the source of this 549-nucleotide messenger RNA. NCBI's taxonomy places the organism in Eukaryota, Viridiplantae, Streptophyta, Magnoliopsida, Brassicales, Brassicaceae. The record is from the annotation of a GenBank genome assembly.
AUGAACUUGUCAAAGCGUCUGGCUCUUUCAGGAGCUCAAUCCGCGUUUUCCAUGGCUAGACCUCGAGGCUUCGGCUCCUCAAUCGGCUUCAUCGAUCGUCGUCCUUUCCCUUACCGGCAAAUUUCCGAGCUCACUGAAGCCAACGGCGAACGUGCUGUUAUCGUCGACAAAUUGGCGAAGGUUAUGGACGCCGGAAAAGCAGAAGCACUCGCCGGCGCCAUCACCAAUACUAUCGAAAUGGCCAAGGAGGAUGUUAGAAGACAUUGUGAGGAGAGUCAUUCGGCUUUUGUUGCUAAAGAGUGUGCUAGACUGAGAGUGGAAUUGGCUAAGUACCAUGGAAUGGUGAAUGAGAUGCUAGCUAAGCAGAGGUGUGAGGAUGCUAUCGCCAUGAACGAGAUUGAGAAGGACAUUAUCAGAAAGAAAUUCGAUCUUCACAAGGAACUUUCACAGCUCAGAGUUCAGUACUAUUCAGGAAAGCUUCAACUUCUGAAGUAUGGGAUGGUGUCAUUUGGGUGCUUGGCAGCAAUUGGAGUCAUUGGUUUUGCUUGA